GCGCGCUGCGGUAGGAGGUCGGCGCAGAAGGACGGGGCCGCUUCGCUCCCGCCGCCUCGUCCCUCUCUCUCUCUCUUUCCUUUUCCCCCCCCUUUCCUCCCCUUUUUUUUUUCCUUCCUCCCGUUUCCCGGCAGGAUGCCGCGCUCCGGGCCUCUCCCUGCCGCCCUUUCGGUGCUGCUGGUAACCACCGCGCUGCUGCCGGGACCUGCCGCGGGGCAGAAUGAGCCCAGGAUCAAUGCCAGCGAGGAUGUAGUCAUUCAUGUGCAUGGUCCACCUGUCACGUUGCAGUGUAACCUCACCACAAGUCCCAGCCCCCUUUCUGCCAGCUACUGGGUGAAGAAUGGGGAGGAGAUCCCUGGCACUAGAAAAUCUACCAACACUACAGAAUACAAGAUUUUGAAGCCCAGAGCAGAAGAGUCAGGGGAAUACUUGUGCGUGUUUGUGUUUUCAAACUCUCCUAUAGCCAACGCCACUAUAGAAGUGAGAGCUACUCCUGACAUCACUGGCCACAAGAGAAGUGAAAAUAAAAACGAGGGGCAAGAAGCCCUGAUGUACUGCAAGUCUGUGGGCUUCCCCCAUCCCGAGUGGGUGUGGCGCAAGAAGGUCAAUGGAGUCUUUGAGGACAUCAACAACUCCUCUGGCAGAUUCUUUAUUUCCAACAAGGACAACUACACUGAGCUCAGCAUCACAAACCUGCAGAUAAACGAGGAUCCCGGCGAGUACCAGUGCAAUGCAACCAACCAGGUCGGCUCCGUCUCGGUCACAACCAUCCUGCGUGUCCGCAGCCACUUGGCUCCCCUCUGGCCCUUUUUGGGGAUCUUGGCAGAAAUUGUCAUCCUCGUUGUCAUCAUAGUUAUUUAUGAGAAAAGGAAGAGGCCGGAUGAAGUCCCGGACGAUGAUGAACCAGCUGGGCCAAUGAAAACCAAUUCUACAAACAAUCAUAAAGAUAAAAACUUACGCCAGAGAAACACAAAUUAAAACUGCUCCUCAUAGCUUUAAGUUUCUGAGAGACUGAUGGCAAUAUGACCUGCUAAAUUUAAGGGUUGGAACUCUUGGUUCUAGAACUCCAGUUCUGUCUGAUUAUUCUUAUUUUUGGUUUUCCUUUCCAAGUGAGCAACAAUAUGACUGUCUAACGCAUGCCUUAUUUAGCCUCUCCUGUAAGGAUGACCUAGCCAGAUAAAUUUUAAUAAUGCUUCAGUGUAGAAGGUGUAAACUAUUUUGGGCUUGAUGUGCUGUGAAUGUCGCUUCUUUUUUUUUUUUUUUUUUCCUCCUUUUUUUCUUUUUUUUUCUUCUUUCCCCUUUUCUUCCCCUUCUCUCAUCUAGUUCAACCUUAGGAGUAGUGAGCUGGUUCACGCAUGCGCCAUUUUUUACUUCCUGUAGCUGUUAAAAUUGGCUCUUAAACCGCUCUGCUGCCACCUAGUGAGACUUUUUGUAAAGUACAGCGAGACUUAAAAAUAUAUACAGUAUAUAUUUAUAUUUGGGGGGAGGGAGGGAGGGAGGGGGAGGGGAGGAUGGUGGAAAACCAAACGACAGUAAUUGUGUUUCAUUUUGAAGCUGCUGAUAUUCAUUCCUUACUGUAUGUCUGAAAGAGGAGAGAAUUCUGCUGUUCUGGUACUUAAGAGAAGUUAAUAUAAAUUGAAAUUAUUUUAAGGGCUUAACCUAUAGAGAGAGAGAGAGAGACUUGGGUGUCCUAUAAUCAGACUUCACAAGCUGGAAUGGUUGGACGUGGUGGUGGUGGUGGAAUGCAGUCGAAAAGAGAAACAAAACUUCAGUUUAUAAAUAUAUAUAUAUAUAUAUAUGAUGGCUUUUUAAGUGAUUCUAUUAUUUUUUUUUGUUGUUGUUAAAUCAUGUAAAUUCUCAAAUCCUUUUGCACUGAUGUGUUCAACAUAUUCUUGUACAUUCAAUUCAGGCAAACUUUUAUAAUUUUCUUUUUUUUUUGUUGUUUUGUUGAAAUGAUGAAAUGUUCCAGCAUGGUGAUAUUCUAUGCAACUAGUCCUACUCUUUUAGUUUGACACUGUAAUUUCUCAUGAUUUAAAGAUUGUAGAAAUAGACCUGCCAGGGUUCCCAUGGUGUGUGUAACUGUAGCUGCAUGAACUUGUGUUCUGUGUAUUUGUUGAAGUGCAAUGAUGUAUAAAAAGUGGAUUCACCUGUUUUUAAAAAUAAAACACUGAC
Molecule: messenger RNA, 2172 nt
Organism: Apus apus (common swift)
Lineage: Eukaryota; Metazoa; Chordata; Aves; Apodiformes; Apodidae
Gene: NPTN
Product: neuroplastin
Exons: 8
Coding region: 136-978 (280 amino acids)
Biological process (GO): homophilic cell-cell adhesion; axon guidance; dendrite self-avoidance
Cellular component (GO): axon; plasma membrane
Molecular function (GO): cell-cell adhesion mediator activity
Source: RefSeq, a predicted model, not a curated record